AUGGAACACUUUCAAAGGCUUCCAGGGUCUAUUGUGAUCAUCGGAGCUGGCACUCAAGGCAGGCGGCUUGCUUAUAUGUGGUCGAGCAGAGGCGGCUCUGUUUCCCUGGUAGACUUUCAAGAGCAACAGCUCCAUGACAGCGUACAGUAUGUACAACGGCUUCGUGAUAUACAUGCCGACCGGGAGAAGAGUUGGGGAGAGAUUGGAAUUUCUUACCCGAAUUCACUAAAGACUACACUCAAAGACGCAUGGCUAGUUAUGGAAUGUGUGCCAGAAAUCUUACUCCUGAAGCAAAAGGUGAUUGCUCAACUUGACGAUCUUGCCCCUGAAGGCACCAUAAUUGCUUCAAAUUCCAGCAGCUAUGGUAUCUCGGAAGUGAUAGAAGGGUUGCAAUUGAAGAACAAGAAGAGGGUACUGAGCGCGCACUGCUCUAUCGAAAUCAUGGGCCACAAGGAUACCAAUCCUUCCCUUAUUACCCUACUCCUAGAACAAUCCAAAGCACAUGGGUUUUCGCCUUUCCACGUCAGGAAAAGCUCUAUCGGGUACAUAUACAACAGGAUCUGGGCCGCCAUCAAACGUGAAACACUCCUAGCUCUUUCCGAGGGAGUUUGCACACCCCAGGAGAUUGAUGCAAUCUUCAAAGAUGUAUUGAAGACACCGAAAGGGCCAUGUGAACAGAUGGAUGUCGUUGGGCUGGAUGUUGUGUUGGAUAUUGAAAACCACUACGCAGAGUCCCGGAGUGGCAUCCCUACUGAGCCGCGAGAGUAUCUCCGAAACAUGAUCCAGUAUGGGCGUCUGGGUGUCAAGAAUGGUCAAGGAUUUUACAAGUACACCGAUGCACCCAACCAAAUGCCUAGAAUUUGA
Messenger RNA from Penicillium egyptiacum, 864 nucleotides. The record is from the annotation of a GenBank genome assembly. Lineage: Eukaryota; Fungi; Ascomycota; Eurotiomycetes; Eurotiales; Aspergillaceae.